AUGAAUUAUCUAAACAUCAUUGAGUAAUCUCAAAUAGAUAAAUUGAAAGCUUAACUUGAGAAAAAAGAAUGUAAUAAUAUAUGUAUAUAUAAAUAGAAACAAUAUCAACAUUGUAAACAAUAAUUGAAUCCCAAAAAGAACAAAUUAAUUAGUAUUAACAUGAAAAAUAAUAAUUAGUUAAAAAUAUUCAAUAACAAGUUUAACAAAAGUUUUAAGAUGAUUUAAAUUUUGAAAAUAUCAUCAGAAAAUUAAAAUAGGAUUUAGAAUAGAAAUCAAUAGAAUUCGAAUAAAUGUCUAUGAGAUUGAAUUAAAAUGACCCAGGUUUUUUAUUGAUGAAAUUAAAAAAUGAAGCAGAAGAACCAUAUAGGAUUGAAAUAUUAUAAAAAGAGCAAUAAAUUGAUGAAUUAAAAAGACUUAUUGUAUAAUUAAAAAAUCAGUUGUAAUUGCAAGUUGAAAGGAAUAAGGCAAUUCAAAUUGGAAAUUAAAAUGAAUUGACAUAGUUAAAGGAAAAAUAUGAAUCAAAUUUAGGAGUUGAUAAACUGUAAUUAAGAUAAGUAAAGGAACUUAAUUAAUUAAAUGAGAGAGAUCAAUAAUAAAUAAAAGAAUUAUUGAAGGAUAAAGAAUAGUUGUAAAUUUAAUUAACACAAAAAGAGAAUAUAAUAAAAGAAUUAAGAUUUUAGAAUGAAUAACUUCAUAAAAGUAAAUUGUAAAUAAUUGAAACUUUAACUCAAGAAUUGGAAAUAGAGAGAAUCAAUAGAAGAAAAUUAUAAUAAGAGAAUGAUGAUUUAGAAUCAGCUUUAAGUAACAUUAGAUUGACAAUGAAGGUUAAUUAUAAUACAAAUGUGAAAAGUGAUGGUACAACUAUUAAAGAUUAAGAGUUUAUUGAUCUAUAAAAUAGAUUAAAUGAAUAUAUUAGAUUAUUUGAAGAUGAAAAAGAUUAGAAAAAGAAAUUAUCUCAAAAAUUAAAUGAUAUUAUAAUAUAGACAAAAUAAGAAAAGUAGGAUAGCGAUAAAAUAUAUGAAAAUAGAAUAAAGGAUUUAUAAGAAUAGAUAAAAGAAGAAAAAGGUAUGAAAUCUAAAUAAUCGAUGAAAAUUAAGGAUUUAUAUGCUGAUAUAGAAGAAAUGAAACAUGAAUUAAAUCUUUUAAGAGACAAUUAAGCAAGAAUAGAAGAAAGAGCAAAAGAAGUUGAAGUUAGAGAAAGAAAAGUAAUUGAAAGAGAUAUGAAAUUGAAUGAAUUAUAAAAAGAAUUUGAUUUAAAAAAGCCUCCUGAAGAAUUGAUGUAUGAUAAUAAGAAGAUUAAGACAAAAUAUAAAUAAGCAAAGAAAAAGCUUAUUGAAGCAAAUUAAAAAAUAGUAGUUCUAUUAACAAAACUUAAAGAUAAUGAGUAAAAUGUUGAAAAUUCAACUUCUAAUAAUAAGAAUAUUUUUGAAGGAAAGAGUACAUAUAAUAAAUAAGGUUAUACAAAUACUGAUUAAUAAAGAAAAUAAAUGGAAAGAUAGGUUUUCAAAGAUUAAUCUUAUGAGGGAUAUUAUGAUUUACCUUAAGAUGCAGAUUAUUUAGGUAAUCCUUACCAAACUGAAUUUCAAAUGGAUAGAAUUUCUUAAAGAUUAAGAGAAGACAUUAUUAAAUAAAAAAAUAGUUUAGAAACUCUUGAACAUAAAUAUAAUAUAUUAAAAUGA
This is a messenger RNA of Paramecium sonneborni, 1679 nucleotides long. NCBI's taxonomy places the organism in Eukaryota, Ciliophora, Oligohymenophorea, Peniculida, Parameciidae. The record is from the annotation of a GenBank genome assembly.